AUGGACGAGGUCGGGUCGGAUGAUACGACUAUCCCUAGUGAUGCCGUGGAGCAACAAACAGUGGCAGUCCUGCAGCACGUUAAUAGCCAACUGAAGCAGCGUAUACAAGGUCUGGAGAGCGACAACGAACGUUUGCAAGCGAACUACGAAACGGCCUGUCAGGCACGAGAUGAGGCGCUGGCUUCAAAGGAUGACAUCAAAACACAACGAGGCGAGCUGUUGAAAUUGCACAACGAGCAGCCCAAAAAGAUUCAAGCACUGGAAGCGGAACUUGCCACAGUCAAGCAGCAACUGGCAGCUCGGACUACACAUGGACCUAGAUCUCGGGCUCAGAGUGUGGAACAGCAAACGGAAGUGUUUGAAGCUGAGGAGACAGACGUGCGAUCACCAAUUGGACCUAGCUUUGCCUUCAAUGUCCUGCGAGCCAUCGACAGGAUCGCGGAUGCUGCUGAGGAUGAGCCUGCUCCAGUCGAAAAUCUACAAUCAGAGCUGAUGGGAGAGCUUGUGGCGAUGGAGCGAGAAUGGGAAAAGGCCGCUAACAAAUCGAAAAGCUCGCUCAGAGGAGGAGAUUGGUUGCAGAAGGCUUUGCAGUCCACAGCCGCUGCGUGCAUGCACAAUCGGGUGAACAGGCAAGGCAGGAGCUACUGGACUUGUACGGAGCCAGAGCAGUACGCCUGCCAGCACUGCACGUCCGGGAAAAGGUGCUGCCUCAAGGUAGUGAACGGGGGGUUGGUGUUGUUGCCUUUGCACCCGGAGGUACGGGAGACGGAUGAUGCCAGUGCGGCAGGCUUCUACCGUGUGGAUGGAGAUGUGCCAGCGAGCAAAGGACGGCUGUGGGAGAAGAAGGUAUCUAAGACGGAGGGGACGGAGAAGUAA
Saxophila tyrrhenica is the source of this 876-nucleotide messenger RNA. RefSeq lists its product as uncharacterized. Lineage: Eukaryota; Fungi; Ascomycota; Dothideomycetes; Mycosphaerellales; Extremaceae. The record is from RefSeq and is a predicted model, not a curated record. The transcript has a single exon. Bases 1 to 876 code for a protein of 291 amino acids.